GUUUUUGUUUUGGGUAGAAGGAGAAGAAGUAGUAGUUGUAGUUGACGAAGGCCGAACUCACUCUCUCUCGCUCGCUUUCUCUGUGCUCCCCCCCUCCCUUCUGGAGUGGGCCUAGUCGGCGGAGGGGGCUCCGGCCGGCCGACCCCCCCCUCCCUCAACCGCACCCGCUGAGGAGCCUUAACGCCGCCCGGGCCCUCGCCGCUGGUCUAGGGAGGCAGACGGGCGACGACGGGCUUUCCGCCUCCUGCCUCCCCGGCUGCUGCUCCUCCUCCAGCCCCGCAGCGCGAAGGGAGGCCGCGGGGCUGAGCGGCGGCCGCUGCUGACGCCGCCGUUCAGGAGCCGGGGGGGCCAGGCCCGGCUCGGCCUGGCCUGCUCUCACCCGAGCCGACCCCCGCAGGGCCUUCACCAUGAGGAGGGAAAUGAACGGAGUCACCAAGAGCCGGUUUGAGAUGUUCUCAAACAGUGAUGAGGCUGCAAUCAACAAAAAACUUCCCAAAGAACUGCUGCUUCGAAUAUUCUCCUUCCUGGAUGUGGUCACGCUAUGCCGUUGCGCUCAGGUCUCCAGGGCGUGGAAUGUCCUGGCCCUGGAUGGCAGCAACUGGCAGCGCAUUGACCUGUUUGAUUUCCAGAGGGACAUAGAGGGGCGUGUAGUGGAGAAUAUUUCUAAAAGAUGUGGGGGUUUCUUACGAAAGCUGAGCCUUCGUGGAUGCCUAGGUGUGGGAGACAACGCAUUAAGGACAUUUGCACAGAACUGCAGAAAUAUUGAAGUGUUGAACUUGAAUGGCUGCACCAAGAUUACAGAUGCGACAUGUACUAGCCUUAGUAAGUUCUGCUCCAAACUCCGACAUCUUGAUCUAGCUUCCUGCACUUCAAUAACCAACCUGUCCCUCAAAGCACUGAGUGAGGGAUGCCCUCUACUGGAGCAGCUCAAUAUAUCAUGGUGUGACCAAGUGACAAAAGAUGGCAUCCAGGCUUUGGUGAGAGGCUGCGGUGGACUCAAAGCUCUGUUUCUUAAAGGCUGCACGCAGCUGGAGGAUGAAGCUCUCAAAUACAUUGGGGCACACUGUCCUGAACUGGUGACUUUGAAUUUGCAGACCUGCUUGCAAAUAACAGAUGAUGGUCUCAUUACAAUAUGUAGAGGGUGCCACAAGUUACAGUCUCUGUGCGCCUCUGGCUGUUCCAACAUCACCGACGCCAUCUUGAACGCUUUAGGGCAAAACUGUCCAAGGCUUAGAAUAUUGGAAGUGGCUCGGUGUUCUCAGCUCACUGAUGUGGGGUUUACCACGCUGGCUCGGAAUUGUCAUGAGCUUGAAAAAAUGGACCUGGAAGAGUGUGUUCAGAUAACAGACAGCACAUUAAUCCAGCUCUCCAUACAUUGUCCACGGCUUCAGGUUUUGAGCUUAUCGCACUGUGAGCUGAUCACUGACGAUGGGAUUCGCCACCUGGGCAACGGUGCCUGCGCCCACGACCGCCUGGAGGUGAUUGAGCUGGACAACUGCCCUUUGAUUACAGACGCCUCCUUGGAGCACCUCAAGAGCUGCCACAGCCUGGAGAGGAUAGAGUUGUACGACUGUCAACAGAUUUCACGGGCUGGAAUCAAGAGACUCAGGACCCACUUACCCAAUAUUAAAGUCCACGCCUACUUCGCACCCGUGACCCCACCACCAUCUGUGGGGGGCAGCAGACAGCGCUUCUGCAGAUGCUGCAUCAUCCUAUGACGCGGGAGCCAAUCUACCUUGUGCAAAACAAAAACUGAGUAUUUAAAUUACCCUUCUAGAAGUAACAGUGGACACCAGUAUCUCCACACGACAAAAGUGAUGCCGGUGGUCUCUCGCGAGGGCCUUUCGAAAAGAAAGGAAAGCAGGGGGAGCUGGUCGCAGAAGUUUCUUCCCGAUUUUGCCCCAUAAGCCACACACAAAAACACACACACUGCAGUAUAUACACCCACUCUCACCUACUUCUUCCAGCAAACUGAAGGACCUUGGAGUUUAGGAGCUGGAUCAGUGGGCUCCUUCUCUCUCCCCCCCUUUUUUUCUCUUGUAGGUGGAUUGGUAUUAUUAUGAACCAUUCCUACUGGGCAUGCUCAGAAGAAAUCAUGGGGAGGUGGGUGGGAGAGAAAGUGGGGAGGUAGGGGAUCAUCGCGCACAUCUGAAGAACUGCUGUUGCUGGGGGGGCGGGAGGGGAGAGGGUUGUUCUUUUGACAUUGGAAGCAGCAAACUGGACAAACCCUUCGAUGCAAGUGUGGAAGCAGCGGUGAUAACCAAGGAAGGCAACAAAAUAAGAUGUUGAAUCUUCACCACCACUGUCCAGAGAGGAGAAAAACGUAAAACCUUUAAAAGUCCAUGGUUAUAUUUUUUACUUUUUAAAAAUCAUCAUCCUUAUGUUAGGGAAUGUUGAAACAGCAGCCAUUGUGAGACAUUGAUUCCUGCGCUUCUGUGCUUCCUCGUUUUCUGUGCCGGCACAUCCACGGAGCAUGCUCAUGUUGAAGGUUCAGCGGUUUCUCUUCCAUGUUUCCAUAGCAUUUGGCUCAGAGGCUUCCUAGAUUGUUGUGACGAUAAAGCUAGAAAUCUGUAACGUCAGGUCUGAUUUAUUUUAUUUUGUUUUGUUUUUUUCUCUCUCCCUUCUUCAGUAUCUCCAGGUUUUCGGGGUUUUUUUUAUUUAUUUAAGAAAACCAUUCUGAGAUUGUAUGAAAUGACUGAACAUAAAAUAUAUGUUAAGCUAUUUUCCUUUUUAAAAGGUGUAUUUUACCACCAGGAGGCUAGGGUGAGCUUUGAAAUCACAGCUGUGAAAUGGGAUGAAGUUCUGAAAGCAAAAUUGCUUCUAUAGAGAGUCUUCUCUAGGUUCUUUUAACAGUCCAAUUGGGGCUCAUAGCAUCCUGUGUGUUCAAAGGUAACCCCGACGAAGAACAAUGUGUAGCACAAAUGGGAAAUGGCACAUAGCUGUGCUGUUCUAUUUAUUUGCCAUAGUAAUGCAAUGGUAUCAUUAGAGCCACCUCUGAAAAUCUUUCUUUAUUUGAUGUGGGGUUCUUGGCACCAUCGCUAGACCUGUGUGUUCUCCCCUACAAAUCAGUUACCCCCCUGAUAGGGAAGUUGGCCAGAUUCCUCCACUUCAGCAUUAAAUAACUGUACGUGUUGUUUCUUCAAAAGCACCGGAGCCAUUUUUUGAUGCCUUGCAGGGCCAGGUUGGGUAGCUGUUUUUAUUUCUGGAUGGGUUUUUAAAGGUCUUGUGGGCAGAGGCACAGCACCAUAUCAGUUUCCUCCAGUUUGAAUGAUUCCAGCAUUUUGGUCGCCUGUUGCCCUUCCCAUCACAAGUUGCCCUUCCCACCUUAACAGUUCCCAAACACAUUUUUUCUUAAUAGCACCUGCCGAUUUGGCUGUUGUACAGAAAGCACAGGGGAAUCCUUCAUAAUGAGAAUUCUGUCCCGAGAAAUCUGGCUUCCUUGCUGAUGUACAAUCCUUUGCUCUGCUAGUGAGCACAUCCACAUUUGCUAAUGAGUGGUUUGUUUUGUUUUUUUAAUUAGCCUGUUGCCAGUCCACUUCUGAUCUACUGCUUUGUUUUCAACUGUGCUGGCUUCUGACUGUCCAAAGCAUGGCUUGUAAAACAACUUUCCCACUGCACUUUGGUUGGAUUCAAAAGCUCGAUUGUCUAAGCCCGUAGAGUAGAAGAUGGUUUCUUUUUUUUAAAAAAAGACCACCACGGUAACAGCAGUGCUCAUGAGGAUUCUUAAGGCAGAUUGUGAGGCUUUGUAGGAAACGCAUGCUCUGUUUCACUCUUGGCCUAAAUGUUUUUAAGUGUCGGGGUCCCCAUCCAAAACAGGAACCCAGCACAAAUUGCACAAAUAGUAUGAGCUGGUCUCAAAGAUAUAAUGGGAGGGGUGUCUGGCCCAGACAGCAUCCUAGGUGCUGGAUGAUGAGAUUAGGUAUUCACUAAUUUUCUGCUGUCCCGCCAAGAUCACAGACCUCAGACAAUUGUAGCUAUAAUUGGGGAAGGGCUUGGAGAACAGCUCUGUUUUAUGGAAAUUGUCCUGUGAAAUGUUCUCUGCAUUUUCCCAAAGCAGUAAUCACGAUUUCUUUUGAUUCCAGAGGAUUUGUGUUUUCUCAGUACUCCCAGAGAAACAUAUUUAUACAGCAAUCUUUGGUUUCUCAAACACACCUGUGUUAAAUUUCCCAAACCCACCAAUGUGGUUUUUCACAAGGCCUUCCAGCAGUUCAGACUGCUACCAAAGAUCUGGAAAGGCGAAGCCUGUUUUUAAAAUAAUUCAUUUUUUCCUUCCUUCCCCCAAAAUCUUUUUUAAAACUUUUGAUCUUCUUUCUUCCACCCAGAUGUCUACUGAUGAUUCUUGUGAGUUUUGUGUCUUUAAAAAAACACACAACAUUUUACGAACUCCAGCAUAGAAAUAUGGUUGAUAGUCUUCCCCUCCCAUCUAUGAUUCGUGCAUCUCGUUUCUAAAACUUGGCAGCAUAAUUCCAUCUUUCGAAUUCCAAACAUCAUUGUGGCAAUUGCUGACAUUGUGGAAACAACUCACUGUUGCAAUGUUACUGAACCUCCUGAACAAGCCAGGAGUGUGUGUUUGUGUGUGUGCGUGUGCUGCCAGCUUGUCAGUGUUCAGCACAGCUCUUGAAAGUAGAACCUUCCUCUAGGAAUGGAAGGAGGGGAGUAAAAGCUUGAGUGCAGUCCAUCCAACUUUAUUCCAGUGCAAACUGCUUGAAACGAAUGGGAAUUGUAGAGCAGCAGUGCUUGCUGCAUUGCAUGCAGUGUAUUUGCAUUUGUUCGAUCGUAAGUAGUGGUUCUCCCUAAGGGCUGCCUUUAAUCUCAUGCACGUCAUGUUGUGGAAACCGCUUACUCACAGUCGCGCACCACUGAGGGGUGUCCGUGUGUGGGAAUAUUUCAUCCAUAUGGACAGGGCUAGUUGCAGGAUUGUUUUCACCUAAUCCGUCUCCAGAUCGAAGCAUUCAGCCUCCCCAACUAGGUGGAAUAGCACCCCAGGGCAACUGUCUGCAUGCCACUCUAAAUGUGUGAAAUGGACCUUAAUUUGCCAGCAGUUCGUUUCCCAACAUAGAGAAGUUGAGACCAAAGUGACGGUGCCGUGUUAUUUUCAGGGGAAGGGCAGAACAGAAAGAUAACUUGAUUCAUAUCACUUGAUUGAGAAUUUUUAAAGCCAAUAAUCAAAUCCUUCUCUUCCCCUCCACCCUUGUCAGUGUAUUUAUUAAUAACAUCAAUAAACCACAUUUUUCUAAGCUUGUCUUGUUAGAAGAAUGGCUUUUGCAUAGGAUGAGAGCUCUGGUGUUCAGUCCUAGGUACUUCCUUCCUGUCACUUUAUAUUUUAUUGCGCAUUGAGACAGCUGUGUCUCUUGGGGAAAGGUAAAUAAACAUCACCACCUUCGAAGAAGGCCAAGUUCCCCUUCACUGCAACCAGCAGUGCAUGCUGGUCCAUAGAGCUGCAACGAGAGAGAGACCUGGGUUCCCAUUUUAAAUUUUGUGCACCCAGUGAGGUGUCAGCCACAUGCCAGAUUAGCUGCAUAAAUGCUCAGAAGGGGUUCCCUUUGUUUGUUAGAUUGACCCUGAAGGCUUGCAAUGUAAAGCAGUUCCCCAUGACAUGUGCAGAAUCCCCACUUUACUUGCACGAAACCUGCAAGUAAACAAUGGCAGAUUUGAUUUUUCAAGCCUUCUGAGCUCAGCGAGUACAAAAAGCACAAUAACUUCUUAUUGAGCCAAGGCCCCCCAGAAGCAACCAUACCCAUCUGUUAGCAUGGAUGGCUUGAUGCAAGAAUUAGCUGUGAUUGUCAAGAAUGCCUUUUCAGAGGCAAAUAUAACAGAUGUUGGGAAUAAACAGAAGGGCCGUCGCCUCAGUGGGAGCAUCUGGCUGCUGCUUUUUGGGACAGAUUAAUCAGAUCAUAUUUUUAUUAGACAUAAUUUUGGAAGUAGUAAUGUGUAUUAACUCCCUGUGUAUUAACUGACUGUUCGAUACAUACAGUGAGUUCUGGAAGUGCACUGUGUCAUGAAAAUGCCCCAUUUUGUAAGGGACUCUAUUUUUGUGGUGAAAUAAUUGUCUGUCCUCCACUGCCUGGUUGCUGGUGAUCAGUUGGGGUGGGGAGAGACAAGGGGCGGAGAGCUGCAUUUGAUAGUCAAAUUGCUAGGAUCAAUGGGAAGGCUGAAUGUUGAAGAAACACAGCGAGAAUUUAAUAGCCUUGUGGCCAAAGUCUGUUCUAACCAGAUGUGCCAAAUCCAUAAUUACAUGGAAAAUGCCAUUUUCUUUGCUCCCACAAAUUCCAGCUACAGCAGCUCGCCCUGAUUACCGAGUAUAUGAAGAGUGCUGUUGUCAGAAGGCCAUUACGAUCACUCUUAAUUUUUACUCUUUACCUUCCUCGCCUUUUGGAAAUCAUGAAAACUCCAGAUGUCAAAACUUAACAGCCUCGCCAUUGGCUUCUCCUGUACCUGAACCAUAUUAAGUUGUACAUGGUGAAAGCUACUUUUGUUGUAAGCCUUCUGCUAUAUCCUGUUGCAUAUUAUGACAAGCUUGAGACCAGCGUGAAGGCAACAGGAAUGAAGUUAACAUCUGCAACCAGGUUCUCUGAAGAACCUCAAGCUCUGGAGGAACGCUGGAUCAACAGAAUUCGUUAGAUUUCAAGGUACAACAAUGCAGCCACUGGUCACAAUUCUGAAACCAUUCCCACAGUGGCUAUUACUAUGAACUCCAGGGGGGUAUUUGUUUCCCCUCUUUUAAUCUGAAUAUGGUAGGCAUGGCUGGCCCAUGGUAUGAUGUGAUUCGACAGGUGUUGGGGAGGGAAUUGUAUGACAUGGUUGCUUACACAGUAAUGUUCUGUUUUAAGAGAGAAGGAGUAUAGUAAGAGCCCUGGGCUACCCUUAAUUUGUGAUCUAAUCUUUUGGUUAAGUUUGGGAUGAUUAGCGUUCAGAAAUAAUUGUAUUAGACAUAUUAAGGAUGCGGCUGGUAUUCCACAGGCUGGAUGUUUGAUAGUUAAAUACUAAAUUUCAUUCGCACUGAGAACCCUACAGUAGAAUUGAUUGUACCACCCGCUAUCAGGAAACCUCUGGCACAGUAACUAUAAUGUGAACACUUUUUAUUAAACAAACCCCAUCAUUCUUGGUGUGUUUAAAGGAA
Molecule: messenger RNA, 7120 nt
Organism: Podarcis muralis (Common wall lizard)
Lineage: Eukaryota; Metazoa; Chordata; Lepidosauria; Squamata; Lacertidae
Gene: FBXL20
Product: F-box and leucine rich repeat protein 20
Biological process (GO): SCF-dependent proteasomal ubiquitin-dependent protein catabolic process
Cellular component (GO): SCF ubiquitin ligase complex; cytoplasm
Molecular function (GO): protein binding
Source: RefSeq, a predicted model, not a curated record